This is a messenger RNA of Schizophyllum commune H4-8, 4479 nucleotides long. RefSeq names its product large subunit of L-aminoadipate-semialdehyde dehydrogenase. Gene Ontology annotation, biological process: L-lysine biosynthetic process. NCBI's taxonomy places the organism in Eukaryota, Fungi, Basidiomycota, Agaricomycetes, Agaricales, Schizophyllaceae. Gene Ontology annotation, molecular function: phosphopantetheine binding; L-aminoadipate-semialdehyde dehydrogenase [NAD(P)+] activity. The record is from RefSeq and is a predicted model, not a curated record. Bases 61 to 4317 code for a protein of 1418 amino acids. The transcript has 5 exons.
CUAGUGACUCGGUGAUCGACAUCCAGGGGAAUCGGAAUCCUCUUUCCACUGCCGACAACGAUGGCGGACGACGGCAGACUCGCCAGGGUCGUCUCCCGACUCCAAAACCUCCCCGCGAUCUCGCUCCCCACGGAUUAUCCCCGCCCAUCGGGAAGCAACAAGGUCGUCGAGGCCGUACACCAAGCCGAGCUCUCAGAACAGACCGCUCUCGCGCUCCUCAAGCUCGCCCUUUUCAAUGAGAACGAGCAGGAAGAUGACGAGCUCGAGUCACCCACGAACCGCCCCUCCGCCUUCCACUUGGUCCUCACGGCCUUCACCGUCCUCCUCCAUCGCUACACCGGCGACACCGACCUCGUGAUCGGCUCGUCCUCCGCGUCCGCGCGCGAGCCCCUCGUCCUGCGCCUGUCUGCAGAGCCCGCCGAUCCCUUCUGGGCCAUCCUUCGCCGCGUGCAACAAGUCGAGGACGAGGCAGAGCGCGACGCGGUCCCCUUUGACUCGAUCGUGCAGGCGCUCAACAAGAACGAAGCACUCCAGGGCCCGAUCUUCCGCGUCCGCUUCUUCGACGGGACGGAUGAGACGAAAGAGCACUUCCUCAGCGCCACUAGCGCCACCUCCGACCUCACCGUCUUCAUCACCCGCGGCAGCGCGUCCUCGCACGCCUCCCUCGCCCCGCGCAUAUCCCUCCGCAUCGUGUACAACUCGCUUCUGUUUACGCACGCGCGCAUUGCAUACAUUGUCGAGCAGCUGUCGGUGCUGCUGCGCAAGGCGUCGACAAACCCCGUCUUGCCUGUUGGCUCUAUCCCGCUCCUGACGCCCUCGCAGCGCGAGAAGCUGCCCAACCCGACCGCCGACCUCGACUGGUGUGGCUGGAAGGGCGCGAUCACGGACGUCUUCACGCGCAACGCGAAGCAAUGGCCGGAUCGCCCAUGCGUCAUCCAAAGCGUACCCGCGCCCACUCUCUCCGACCCUCAGGAAAAGAUCACGUUCUCCUACGGCGCGAUCCGCCAUGCCUCGAAUGUUCUCGCGCAUCACCUCCUGUCUGCUGGAGUACAGCGCGAAGAGGUCGUCAUGGUCUACGCGCACCGUAGCGUCGAUCUUGUCGUAGCGGUUAUGGCGGUCUUGAAGGUCGGAGCCACUUUCUCAGUAAUCGACCCCGCGUACCCUGCAUCCCGGCAAAUCAUCUACCUUCGCGUCGCUCAGCCGCGCGCACUCGUCGUUCUCAAGGGUGCAGGCACUAUCGGUCCCUCCGUGCGAGAGUUCCUGUCAACUGAGCUCCACCUUCGCGUCGAGGUUCCCGCUGUGCAAGUUCACCCUGACGGCCCGAUCAAUGGCGGUACGGGUCCUGACGGCCAGGAUGUCUUGCAUCCGCAGGUACACCUCGCCGACACCGAUCCGAAUGUCGUCCUCGGUCCCGACAGCGUUGGCACGCUUUCCUUCACCAGCGGCUCGACCGGUAUCCCCAAGGGCGUCAAGGGUCGCCACUUCAGCUUGACACAUUUCUUCCCAUGGAUGGGCGAGCGCUUUGGUCUUGACGAAACUUCGAAGUUCACUAUGCUGAGCGGUAUCGCACACGACCCCAUCCAGCGUGACAUGUUCACCCCCCUCUUCUUCGGCGCCCAGCUGCACAUCCCCACCGCGGACGACAUUGGCAUCCCCGGCCGCCUCGCCGAGUGGAUGGCUGACAGCGAGGUGACUGUCACUCACCUCACGCCCGCCAUGGGCCAGCUGCUCUCCGCCCAGGCCACACGCCAGAUCCCCCACCUCCAGAACGCCUUCUUCGUCGGCGACGUGCUCACGAAGCGCGACUGCCUCCGCCUGCAAGCUUUGGCCGCGAACGUGCGCAUCAUCAACAUGUACGGCACGACUGAGACGCAGCGCGCGGUGUCGUACUUUGCGAUCCCGCCCGUUGCGCAGGACCCGACGUUCCUGGCGACGCAGAAAGACAUCAUGCCCGCGGGAAGUGGUAUGAUCGACGUGCAGCUGCUUGUUGUGAACCGCCACGACAAGAAUGUGCCGUGCGCAAUCGGCGAAGUGGGCGAGAUCUACGUACGCUCUGGCGGGUUGGCGGAGGGAUACCUGGACGCGGACGCCUCGGCCGAGAAGUUCGUGAACAACUGGUUCGCCGCCAACGCGCAGCCGCCCAAGGACACCAUCCGACACCCGAAGGACGGUCUCCCAGGCCCCGAGUCGCGCUACUGGAAGGGCGUGCGCGACCGGAUGUACCGCUCGGGCGACCUGGGGCGCUACAUGCCCGACGGCAUCGUCGAGUGCACGGGUCGCGCGGACGACCAGGUCAAGAUCCGCGGCUUCCGCAUCGAGCUCGGGGAGAUCGACACGCAUCUGAGCCAGCACCCGCUCGUGCGGGAGAAUGUGACGCUGGUGAGGCGCGACAAGGACGAGGAGAAGAUCCUUGUGAGCUACUUCGUGCCGCUCGACGGGCCGGGGCUGGAGGAGUACGCGAGCGAUGUGCCGGAGGAGGGUGAUGGGAAGGGGGUGGCGGAGGGGAUGAGGAGGUACAGGCGGCUCAUCAAGGAUAUUCGGGAGCAUCUCAAGAAGAAGCUGCCGAGCUACAGCAUUCCGACUCUGUUCGUCCCGCUCAAACGCAUGCCCCUCAACCCCAACGGCAAGAUCGACAAGCCCGCGCUUCCCUUCCCCGACACUGCACAGGCCGCUGCCGCCCCUGUACGCAAGGGCAACAGCACCGAGGAGACGCUCCAGUCCAUCUUCGCCAACAUCCUCCCCAACGCACCCCAGCCCGUCCCCAUCGACGAGAACUUCUUCGACCUUGGCGGGCAUUCAAUUCUGGCUACGCGCUUGGUCUUCGAGAUCCGCAAGGCUUUCGCCGUCGACGCACCGCUCGGUCUGAUAUUCGAGCAGCCCACUAUUGAGGGACUUGUCGGUGCCAUUGAGGCCCUCCGCAACUCGGACCUCGGCCUCGACUACAAGAAGGGUGACGCGCCCGCUGCCGCUCCAGCGAAGAAGGGUUCCCCGGCAGUCGAGUACGGGAAGGACCUCGACGCGCUGCUGCCGAAUCUCAGGGAAUCAUAUGCGGCGCCGGCGGCGGACUUUGCGCAAAAGAAGGUCGCGGUGUUCCUGACGGGUGCAACUGGCUUCCUUGGCGCGUUCGUCCUGAAGGAUCUGCUGGAUCGUCCGGAUCGAGUAGCGAAGGUUAUUUGCCUGGUCCGCGCCGGCGACGCUGCAAAGGGGCUCGCCCGCCUGCGCGAGGGCUCCAUCGACCGCGGCGUCUGGGACGACAAGUGGGCGGAGAGCGGUCGUCUGGAGAUUGUCACCGGCGACCUCGCCCUCGAGAAGUUUGGGCUGGACGACGCCACCUGGACCCGCAUCGCUGACGAGGCAGACGUGGUGCUCCACAACGGCGCGCUGGUGCAUUGGGUCUACCCCUACGACAAGCUGCGCGCGCCGAACGUGCUCUCGACGCUCGCUGUGAUUGAGCUCGCAGCGACGGGGAGGCCAAAGCACGUUGCGUUUGUGUCCUCGACGUCUGCCAUUGAUGCGGCGCACUAUGUCGAACUGUCUGAAGCGCUGGUGAACAACAAUCGCUCGGAGUAUCGUGGUGUGCCGGAGGCGGAUGACUUGGAGGGCGCUCGCAACACUCUGAAGACCGGGUAUGGCCAAAGCAAGUGGGUGUCGGAAAAGCUGCUAUUUGAGGCGGGCAAGCGCGGGUUGCGCGUACACAUCGUGCGGCCUGGAUAUGUCGUUGGUGAUUCUAGGACAGCAGUCACGAACACCGACGACUUCCUCUGGCGCAUGGUCAAGGGCUGCAUCCAGCUCGGGCAUACACCUGACAUGAACAACACCGUCAACAUGGUCCCAGUCGACCACGUCGCACGCUGCACCGCCCUCGCCGCCCUCACCCAACCCUCUAACGCACCCCUCUCCGUCCUCCACAUCACCGCCACCCCACCACCCACCUACAACGAUUUCCUCGGCGCGCUCUCCGCUUACGGCUUCGCCGUCUCUCCCGUCGAAUACGUGCUCUGGCGCCGCGAGCUCGAACAGCACGUCAUGUCUGGCGCCGCCGACAACGCGCUCUUCCCGCUGUUGCACUUCGUCCUCGACGACUUGCCGACAAGUACCAAGAGCCCCGAGCUGGACGACCGGAAUACGGUGGCUUUACUCGCCGCGCACGGGGAGAAGACGAGCUCGACGGUGGACGAGGAGUUGACGGGGAUGUACCUGGCGUGGUUGAUCCGCGCGGGCUUUAUCCCGCCACCGCCUGAGGGUGAGGCGGCCAAAAAGCUGCCCGAGCUGAAGAUAGAAGGCACGGUAAGGGCAGCAGGCCGUACGGGCCUGUAACAAUAUAAUUGCAGCAUCAUCAUGUACUUAUUGUGCGUAUGUAACACUUGUACAACAAUAGCCUUGCGGACCAGUACAUAUGUGCGUGUGGAUAUCGAGAGAAGAGCAUGUACGCGAGAAGUAAAUGGCUAGCCGGUGCUAUAACACACUUUGACACCGCUA